Molecule: messenger RNA, 474 nt
Organism: Raphanus sativus (radish)
Lineage: Eukaryota; Viridiplantae; Streptophyta; Magnoliopsida; Brassicales; Brassicaceae
Exons: 2
Coding region: 1-474 (157 amino acids)
Molecular function (GO): RNA-DNA hybrid ribonuclease activity; nucleic acid binding
Source: RefSeq, a predicted model, not a curated record
AUGCUAAUGAUUUUAGCUUAUGUUGCAGAGCUUCUUAACAAGACUUUCGUUUCUCUCAAACAUGUCUAUUGUAUCUGCAAGACAGAUGCGGCUUGGAGCAAGGAGAAGUUACUUGCAGGUUUGGGGUGGAUCUUCUCGGGAGCGACUCUAGGGACUCCAAUCACAGGAUCUGCGGUUGAGGCUUCAGUCAAGUCUCCCCUAAUAGCAGAAGCGGUGGCAAUCAGAGCAGCUCUGUGCAUGGCCAUCACCUUGGAAAUCGCUUCAAUCGAAGUGUUUUCCGACAAUCAAACGCUCGUUCGAGCUAUCUCCGGCACCACUCAGGCGAAAGAGAUCAUCGAUAUUGUGAAAGACAUCCGAUCGAUCACCUCUGAGUUUGCAUCUUCUUCGUUUUCGUUUAUUCCUCGUUCUCAAAACUUAACAGUCGAUUCUCUUGCUAAAGAGGCUUUGCGUUUCUAUUAUUCUCCUAGUGUGUAA